This is a messenger RNA of Schistosoma rodhaini, 3617 nucleotides long. The record is from the annotation of a GenBank genome assembly. Lineage: Eukaryota; Metazoa; Platyhelminthes; Trematoda; Strigeidida; Schistosomatidae.
GGAAGUAUUGGACGUUUGUUCUGCAGUACCCCGGGAUGUUGAAUAUAAGCCGUGCAUAGUGUGUUUUAUAUUUUAAAGUUAUCCUGUUUGUGUUGGCAUCAUCCUCUAUGUUGUAUCGUACUGAUUACGCAAGUGUUCACUUAGCUUAGUCAGCCGCGUUGUUUCUGGGUUUCAUCAGCUUAGCUGUGAGGUAGUGCCAAUGAUAUUUAUAACCUGUAAACUUCAAAUUUCAAAAUGCCUGACACUACUUCUGCAGAGGUCGUGCCAGCCGUUGGUGCAACAGGAACACCUGCUGUUCAACAACAACAAGCCCAACCAAACAAAUGGGGAAUGUUGAAGGCAUUUGCUUUUCGUCUGCUCACAGCAUACUUUGUCCUCAACUUGUUUCGUCGUCCAUCACCUAACCAGAUGGAUCCAAGUAAAACGGUUAUCCCAGCUACAAAUCUUUAUCAGUCGGGUUCUCUGAUGGAUUUAUUUGUCUAUUUAAGUGAAGAUCCAACAUUUCAUUCUUUUAAUAACUCUAAUGCUUUAUUUUGGUAUGAACCCAAUAUUACGUAUGGGGAUUGGAAUGGCGGGCCAGACGGAGAUGGUUCAUAUUCAAAGAUCAGUGAAAUUCAUUGCAGUCAGUUUCCCAACCUUAUGUUCAAUGGUUCAUUGUAUAUGCAUGUAUAUUUUGUUAAACCUGGUUUCUCACCAGAUCCAAAUACGGGCAAUAACUAUUCACUGAAGUACACUGUAUAUAAAUCAAAAAUGUUGACGCGUUACAAACGUCGUCGUUUAUCCCGUACCACAAAUCUAAUCACAGGUCAUACUGAUUCUCAUCCAGAUUUGGUAGCUGGUUCUUCGACACCAUCCGAUGUACAAUAUUUACCUCCGACCACUCAUUGGCAUCCAAAUCUAACUAUUAACUUAGUUGAUGACCAUUCUCCAUGGGUAAAAGGUUCUGUCCCAGUUCCUUUGGAUCAAUUUAUCGAGUUUUAUUCGCCUACCAAUGAAUAUUAUCCCGUUGUUUAUCUGAAUGAUUAUUGGAAUCUAAAUGAAGAUUAUAAACCAGUGAAUGAAACUACACCAAUACUACCAAUUCAUAUUACUUUAGCGCCUUUAUCUCUAUUCAAAUGGCAGUUGUACGCUGCACAAACAGCUAAGAAAACUUGGUUCAAUCAGUUGAUGGCUACUUCUAUGUUACCAUCAGAAAAUGAAAAUGAUGAGGAACAAGAUACAAUAAAGAAAGCACUGAUCGAAACAAAUCCUUUGCUUUUAGCUGUAACAGUUGUCGUAUCAAUUGUUCAUAGUGUUUUUGAAUUGUUAGCAUUUAAAAAUGAUAUACAAUUUUGGAAAACAAGAGAAUCCUUAGAAGGUCUCUCAGUUCGCUCGGUAUUUUUCAAUGUCUUCCAGUCAUUCAUUGUUGUGCUGUACGUACUUGAUAACGAUACCAAUUUUGUUAUAAAACUAUCAGUUGUUUUUGGACUGUUAAUUGAGAUCUGGAAAAUAAAGAAAGUCCUUUCUUUCAGAUUUAAUUAUGAUUCGUUGAUAUUCAAUGUAUUUCCAUGUAUUCAUGUGGAUUACCAAUCAUCAUACGUAGAAAGUGAUACCAAAAAAUAUGAUCAGAUGGCUUUCCGAUAUUUAUCGUGGAUUUUAUUCCCAUUGUUAGCAGCUUAUUGUGGAUAUUCAUUAAUAUAUGAAGAGCAUCGUGGUUGGUAUUCGUGGAUACUUUCUGUCUCUUACGGUUUCCUGUUGACGUUCGGUUUCAUCAUGAUGACCCCACAAUUGUUUAUCAAUUAUAAAAUGAAAUCUGUUGCUCAUCUUCCUUGGAGAAUGUUAACAUACAAAGCACUGAAUACCUUUAUUGAUGAUUUAUUUGCAUUUGUUAUCCGUAUGCCCACUCUGUAUCGAAUUGGUUGUUUACGUGACGGUAAGACACUGAAUUUUUAAGAAUAUGUUUGUUAGCUUAGUCUAAAACUGUUGAUAUAAAAGGCAGUAUCUUAAAAAAUCCAGUGUAAUAUUUCGAUUUUCAAAAGAUUAAAAAUCCACCAUUUUGAUUAGUUUAGAUUUUUUUCUUUGUACAAAUUAUUUAAUGUCACAGUUGGUGGGAAUCAAAUAAUGCUACUGCCGUUGAUUAAGAAUAUAUUGGACUGUAUAUUCAAUAUUAGAUUGCCUUAUCAAUGUAGCAGAUGUAUGCAGACGAAUAUCAUUCUCUUCAGAAAAAAAUAUUUCAACUAUCGUAACAAAAUAAUCACAUACUGUAAUAUCAUGAUAGUUUGUUUUUCGUUUUUGCACUUCACCUCUAAAUCACUACACUAAUUGUACACACUGUUUAAUAUCACACUCUUCAUAUAUGAGUGUUUUUGUUCAGACAUGAACUAUAGUCUUGAAAUAAAUAAAAACAAUAUAUUUGUAGUAUCCCAAUGAUUAGGAAAAUCAAAUUUUCUGACGUUUCGUGUAAACCACUUCUUCAGAGAAUAAAUAUAACCCAAUUUUAAAUAGUACAAAGGAACAAAGCAAGAAUAUUAGACGCGAUCAAUUAAAAACAGAUCUGUUCAGAAAUUUUACUGUUAUGUCUUACUUUUCUUUUAGACGUGAUAUUUUUCAUCUACUUAUAUCAACGUUGGAUAUAUCCAAUGGAUCCCAAUCGUAUUAAUGAAUUUGGAGUCAGCAAGGAAAUGCUCGACUGUCAUAAUAAGUGUGAACCGAAGCAAUCCGAUCCCAAUAGCGAAACAACGCCUGCUUUAUCGUUACCAUCUUCCACUUCUUCGGAUCCAGACCAGACCCUUUCCGAUUCUAAUCAUCCGAGUGAGGUCACAUCAUCUGUGCGUAAACGAAAAUCAGGUUCACUCAAGAAGUGAUUCUCUCCUUAGUUCUAUUUUCAUGUCCUCCUUUUAUUUUUCCUUCUACAUUUUUUUGAUUCGUUGGCGAAAAUGUUUUUUCUGUGUUGUUUAUUCAGUUUAUCCUGUUUAUCAACUUUGACUUUCGAAAUUUUUGUUCAAUAUAAUCUUGUUAAAGUAUUUUCAAAACAAAUUAUUUUCUGUUGUGAUUGCUCGUUCUCCCAACUAAUCUUUAAUUUCCCCCUCUACAUAUACCGAUGUGGGAUUGUUAAACCAAUUGGGCUACUUGAAUUUAAUAGCAGAAAGUUAUCGUUGGUGAAAUGAAUGCCCACUUUAGGGCAUGCCUACUAUUCGAUCUUUAUUUUUGUUCUAUCCAGCUCAUCAAUCUUUUUAUGUUACGCUGUGUUUGCUUUGAUUUUCAUUUUUCUCUUAUCUGUUAGUAUGCGUAUUACAAAUCACAUGCUUUUCGUUUUCUUGUCAUGACAGUUUUCACGAAAGUUCCCCUUUUUAGAUUUAUGAAUGAUAACUUUCAUUUACAUGAGUUAGUUCUGGAUGUUUUUUGUUGAACAUUCGAGGCAAUUCAUUCAUGUUUGCUGUUUAACAAGUCUCGUUUUGGUGUGUUAAAUACUUUUCAAAUUAUAUCAACAUCUGCAUUUUUCUUUGUGAAUGUAAUUAAAAUGUCUGAUUGGUCCUUAGCUGUAGUCUUAAUUUUUCGGGAUAUCUCUAACGUUUUAUUGAACUGUCUUGAUGAGCAUAAGAUGUACAAACUCUAGCACAAAUAUAUUGAAAGUAUCU